Purpureocillium lilacinum is the source of this 1203-nucleotide messenger RNA. RefSeq lists its product as uncharacterized. Gene Ontology annotation, molecular function: mannan endo-1,6-alpha-mannosidase activity. Gene Ontology annotation, biological process: carbohydrate catabolic process. The record is from RefSeq and is a predicted model, not a curated record. Lineage: Eukaryota; Fungi; Ascomycota; Sordariomycetes; Hypocreales; Ophiocordycipitaceae.
AUGUUGCCCAGCACCACCAGCUGGCAAGCGGCCUUGGCCGCUGCGCUUUUCGCCUUCGCACCUACAGUGGACGCCGCCGAGUCCUCCCAAACAUACGCCGACCACGCAUCUCAGGCGAUUCAGUCACUGAAUAGUGACUUUUACAACGUCAAGACAGGCAUCUGGGAUGACGCUUGGUGGAACAGCGCCAACGCUCUCACAACCCUCGCCGAUUUUGCAAAGCUGCGCCUCAACGACGCCAACAAGCUGAAUGUCGGCGGAUACAUCCGCAACACCUUUAACCAGGCGCAAAAGACCACCGUUCAGACAAGCAAGUCUCUUGCGAAAAACGGCAUGGUCUCGUCUGUGUAUUGUCUAGACUCGAGCAGCGGCUGCAUGGCCAAGCGCGAGUUCCUCGGCAAGCGCGGCUUCAAUGAUUUCGUCAACGAGUUCUACGACGACGAGGGCUGGUGGGCUCUGGCAUUGAUACACUCGUAUGACGUGACUGGGGAUCAGGAGUACCUGAAUGCAGCCGUCGACAUCUUCAACGACAUGAAGACGGGCGCAGGCACCCCGUGUGGUGGCGGCAUCUUCUGGAGUAAAGACCGCAAAUACGUCAACGCCAUCGCGAACGAGCUGUACCUCUCGGUGGCCGCCUCGCUCGCCAACCGGAUUUCCCAGGACAAAUCAUACCUCGACAUCGCAAAAUCCCAGUGGGAGUGGUUUGAGAAGAGCGGCAUGAUCAAUGACAAGAGCCUCAUCAACGACGGCCUCGAUGGCAACUGCAAGAACAAUGGUCUGCAGACUUGGUCGUACAACCAGGGUGUGAUUCUCGGCGGUCUAACCGAGCUUGCCAAGGCUACCAGAGACGUCUCAUACAUUGAAAAAGCGGUACCCAUCGCCAAGGCGGCGAUCAACGCGCUCCAAAACGACCAGGGCAUUCUCGUCGAGACAGACAAGUGUGAGUUGAGGUCAGGCAGCUGCGGCAAGGACGGCCAGCAGUUCAAGGGCGUCUUCAUCCGCAACCUCCGGUACCUUUACGAGGAGGCACCAGAUACAGACUUCUCGGACUUCAUCACCCGAAACGCCGACUCCAUUUGGGCCCAGGACCGGGACGGCAGCAAGCUGGGCGUGUCCUGGCCUGGGCCUUACACGGCUCACACUGGCCCGUCCCAGAGUAGCGCUCUUGACGCUCUCGUGGCGGCCAUCGCCGUCACUCAAUAA